This is a messenger RNA of Passer domesticus (house sparrow), 2346 nucleotides long. It is a transcript of the gene GRAMD1C, whose product is annotated as GRAM domain containing 1C. Gene Ontology annotation, molecular function: cholesterol binding; cholesterol transfer activity. NCBI's taxonomy places the organism in Eukaryota, Metazoa, Chordata, Aves, Passeriformes, Passeridae. The coding region runs from base 16 to 2217 and encodes 733 amino acids. The transcript is spliced from 18 exons. Gene Ontology annotation, cellular component: endoplasmic reticulum-plasma membrane contact site; endoplasmic reticulum membrane; plasma membrane. Gene Ontology annotation, biological process: intracellular sterol transport. The record is from RefSeq and is a predicted model, not a curated record.
CGCUCUCCGCCCCCCAUGACGGCUCCCCGUCCUCGGGAGCACGGGCGCCGCUCGCCCCUGGCAACCUCCUCCCGCCGCGGGCCGGCGGCGCGGCCGGCGCCGGCCCCUUUAAAUGGCGGCCGCGGCCCCGCCGUGCGCCCCGCGCCGGCAGCUGGCGGGCGCCGCGCGGCCCUCGCCCCCCUCCAUGGUAAGCGCCGCGCUCCGCGCUCCCCGCCCGCCCCUCCGGCGGGCUCCGUGCCCCCGCCGCCGCCCCCGGGCCAGCGGCGAGCCGCCCAGGAAGUUCAUGAAGUGGAUCAUGGUCUUAUUAACCAGCUACUUGCUGAUUCAGAGGAGACUCCUAAUUCAUGCACAGAGAAAAUGCAGGGUCCUGCUCAGUAUGGCUGGAGUGCUGACUGGAGCUUUUGGCUCUCAAGUUCCACUUACAAAUAUAGGAGUGAGGAAUUCAAGAGACAGUUUUCUCAUCUGCCAGACUCUGAGAGACUCAUAGUAGAUUACGCCUGUGCACUCCAGAAGGAUAUCCUGCUGCAGGGACGCUUGUAUCUCUCUGAAAACUGGCUCUGCUUCCACAGCAACAUUUUCCGAUGGGAGACCACAAUUUCUAUUGCUUUGAAGGAUAUAACUUUCAUGACAAAGGAGAAGACUGCUCGUCUCAUUCCAAAUGCCAUACAAAUAGCAACAAAAGGAGAGAAGUUUUUCUUCACGUCAUUCAGUGCAAGAGACAGAAGCUACCUCAGUAUCUUCCGUUUGUGGCAGAAUGUGUUGCUGGAUAAGAGGCUGACCAAGCAGGAAUUCUGGCAGCUGGUGCACCAGAGCUAUGGCUCUGAGCUGGGCCUGAACAGUGAGGAGAUGGAGAGCUUCCACUCAUCGUCAGAGGACAACGGGCAGUCUCGAUCCAGCAUUUGUGAUGAUUCUGGAGAAAGGGAAGAAAAACUACCCAAAAUGAUUAGUUUAGUUCAUGAGCCCACUCUUCAAACAGAAGGAGAGUCACUCAACAGACACAUGUUGCCAGGAGUGGAAGAGUCCUCAAGUGAGAAGCGAAUAAAGAAUCCUCUUACAUCUUCAGAAAGAAAACCUGCUAAGCUAGUUAGGAGUAGGUCUUUAGAAAAGUCCUUGGACCUUAAUGAGAAUGAAAAUCUUCCAGAGAAGAGCAGUGCAUCAGAUAGUGAAGAAGCAGUGAAGGAGACUGUCUCUGACAAUGAUCUCUAUGGGAGACUUUUUAUAAACAGAGUUUUCCACAUCACUGCAGACAAGAUGUUUGAAAUCCUUUUCACCAAUUCUCACUUCAUGCAGAGGUUUCUUAAUUCCAGGAGUAUAGUAGAUGCUGUAUCAACCCCUUGGAAUAGAGACUCCAAUGGCAAUCAGUUGAGGACUUUGACGUACACUGUAACGAUUAACAAUCCGCUCUGUGGGAAGUUCACAACUGCAACGGAGAAGCAGAUCCUGCAUAAGCAGAGCCAGAAAGGUCAGUCUUACCAGGUAGAUGCUGAGGUCCUGACCCACGAUGUCCCCUACCAUGAUUAUUUCUACACUGUGAACAGAUACUGCAUCAGCCGCACGUCCAGUCACAAGUGCCGGUUACGGGUUUCUGCAGAAGUGAAGUACAAAAAACAGCCUUGGGGCCUUGUCAAGUCUGUAAUUGAGAAGAAUACCUGGGGAGGAAUACAGGAAAACUUCAAACAACUUGAAUCAGAUCUCCUAAUGGAGGAAUAUGCAAUUAAUCAAUCCAUAGAAGACUCUGGGAAAUUACUUGCUCUGAGACGAAGGCGACGCACUUUACACCGGGGUUUGGCAGAAUCGCUUCCCAAACGCUCUUCCCAGCAUUCCUCUGGUGACAUGGGAGUAGAGUCCCAGGGCAGCUUAAUAGGAAGGAAAAGAGAUGCAGUAAGUAGGACCACCACCAUCAUUGUAGUAAUGAGUGUCUUUUUGCUGCUCUUGGUCUUGCUGAAUAUAACACUGUUCCUCAAACUCUCAAAGAUAGAGCAUGCAGCUCAGUCCCUUUAUCAUGUCCAGCUUCAGGAGGAAAGCUCUUUGAACAUAUCCCCAGAAAUUGUAUCAAAAGAGGAGAUACCUCAAUAUGAUAAGGAACAGGUUAAACAUGUGAAGGGAGUUUUAAGAGACUCAAUUGAAAUGCUUGAGCAGCUGAAGAUUUCCCUUUCCAUGCUCCAGAGAAGCUUUGACCACUUGAACAGGACACAGAGCAGCAAGACUGAGAGUUAAUAGUCACAUCAGCUUUUCAUUCAAGAUGUUGGAAGAACAGAUGUGUGUGUGAGGACUUGUGGGAUAGGGAGUGUAACUGUCUCCUCUGGACUCUUUACUGUUGCACAGAAUAAAGGUUUGUGGAAGAAA